Molecule: messenger RNA, 733 nt
Organism: Guyanagaster necrorhizus
Lineage: Eukaryota; Fungi; Basidiomycota; Agaricomycetes; Agaricales; Physalacriaceae
Product: phosphoglycerate mutase-like protein
Exons: 3
Coding region: 15-677 (220 amino acids)
Biological process (GO): regulation of pentose-phosphate shunt; negative regulation of glycolytic process
Cellular component (GO): cytosol
Molecular function (GO): fructose-2,6-bisphosphate 2-phosphatase activity
Source: RefSeq, a predicted model, not a curated record
GAUCGCUAUCGAUCAUGACUGCAGCAAGGAUAUACCUCGUACGACACGGUGAGACCGAGGCAAAUAGGCGAGAAAUUGUUCAAGGGCAACUUGAUACCCACUUGAACGAGUCAGGCAUAGAGCAAGCGGCGCUGGUAUCCGAGGCAUUGCAGAAAAUCUCCUUUGACGAAGGAUACAGCUCAGAUCUGAGCAGGGCAUCGAAGACGGCAGAAAUGAUCCUAGAAUGCCAUCCUCGUGUCCAGCUCCGUAAACAAUCUGGACUGCGGGAAAGGCAUCUUGGAAGCCUGCAAGGCCAGACCCACGCACGUAAGCGAGCCUUUGGCAGCAUCAACUCGGACCCAACGGCGGAAAAGGCAGACGCGUUCGUCACGCGAAGUUUGUCUUGGUGGGAAAAUUCGGUCCGUCGGCACAUAGAAACUCUUCCCGAGAGGGCGAUGCCAUAUCACAUCCUCGUUGUUUCCCAUGGGGGAUUCAUCAGCACCUUGAUCAAGAACCUGCUGGCCAAGAAGCGCAUCGCUAAAGUCGUCAGCGUAGACGAUUGGAGGUGCUAUAACUGUUCUGUAUCAAUUAUCGACAUACGAAAGGACGGAAAGGCCGAGCUGGUCCAAUACAGCGAUAUCUCACACUUGGGAAAUAGCAAGGUGGUGGAAAGCAACGCCGACACGGAGGAUAAAUAGAGGUUUUUUAAAUUAUUUGUUUCUAGAAUUCGAGAACUCAAUAGAUUAGCGGAGCU